Poecilia reticulata (guppy) is the source of this 5099-nucleotide messenger RNA. RefSeq names its product alpha-2-macroglobulin-like. Gene Ontology annotation, cellular component: extracellular region. Lineage: Eukaryota; Metazoa; Chordata; Actinopteri; Cyprinodontiformes; Poeciliidae. The record is from RefSeq and is a predicted model, not a curated record. Gene Ontology annotation, molecular function: endopeptidase inhibitor activity.
GAAACCUGAAAAUGUUUCUCAGUGCUAUGACUGUGCUGUUGUGUCAUAUGGGACAAAGUUGUGCGAAAUAUUUCAGAAAAGCUUUAGAGGUCAACAACUUUACAUUUUGUUUUUGGCAUUCAGUCGAAAGAUGCAACAUAAAACCAUAUGAGACUAAAUUAAAAACAAGUUGACAAUGGGUGAGUAUUUGAUAGUCGUUUUCUGUCUCAUGAGAGACCUGUAGUCAACUAACAUGACCUUGACUUUUACCCAGUAAAUACAUGGGGGAAAAGUGCUUACUGGAAGACAUUUUGUAAUCUUAUGACCUUUAUUUCUGCUUCAGUUUCACUAAAAAACUAGUUUUCUCCUGCAAUUCAGUAAGACAUUACAACGUUAACUCUGUAAAUCUUCAUACUUCACUGGUGAAACUCAUAAAAUCCUGAUGAGCAGGUCUCCGCUGCGAGGGUAAAACAAUGUUGAAAGUCUGUUAACUCAUAUGUAGUUUGGGGAUCAAGGUAAGUAUCUAUUUGUAAGAAUAUACAAUUGUAAAUGAUUUAUUUCCUGUAACUCAAACAAAUGACACAUGUUGAGUGGGAGGUUUGUACUGUGUGAGUGAAAGUGGGAUGCAGUCCUUGUUAUUUGCAGCUCUUUACUCAGAGGAUCCUGCCAGUCAGUCAUGGGUCAUUCUAGGAACCAGAUGUCGACAUGGACACUGUUCGUGUUCUUAUGCAUGAUUGGAGCUAACAUGGCCAAUCCAUAUUACAUGGUGACCAUUCCUGCUGUCCUUGAAGCUGGAGCUCAGACCAAAUUCUGCGCCAGUCUCCUUGAGCCCAAUGAGACUCUGACCAUGACCGUCACUUUGAGGUCUCAAGAAAACACCAUCCUUCUUGAGAAGACCUCUACAGAGGAGUUUCUUGAAUGCAUUCAGUUCCAGGUUCCUUUGGUAAAUAAUAAAGAGGUUCAGAAAUUGGAGGUACAGGUACGAGGAAACACAUUUUACUCACAAGAAGUCAAGAAAGUCCUAAUCAAAGCCUACCAACCCAUGACCUUCAUCCAAACAGACAAACCAAUCUACCUCCCUGGACAGACAGUACGUUUCAGGGUGGUCACAAUGGACACAAAGUUUAGACCAGCCAGCCAAUUGUAUACCAUCAUUGAAGUUGAGGAUCCCAACAGCAACAGGAUUGGACAAUGGCUCAAUGAAACAUCCAACAGCAAAAUACUGCAGCUCUCCUACCCCCUGAACUCUGAGGCCCAGGAAGGAUCCUAUAAAAUCAUUGUGUCAGCAGGAGAAAAUAAAAUACAGCACAACUUUAAAGUGGAGAAGUAUGUUCUGCCCAAAUUUGACGUAACAAUAAAUGUAAAAGAAGAAGUCAGUGUUGGGCAGGAAGGAUUAGAAGCUAAAGUGUGUGGAAAGUACACAUACGGACAGCCUGUGCCAGGAAGUGUUACUGUGAAAAUAUGCCGACCUUUUUAUGACCACAUUUCCAAGAGUCAGAGGAAAGAAACACGUUGUGGCAUUCAGACACAGAAGGCAGACAAAACAGGAUGUAGUACAUUUGAAUUCCAAAUGUCAAUUUUCACCAGAGGCGAUCAAACAGUAUUACAAGAUAAACUUGAUGUCAUUGCCACAGUGGAAGAGGAAGGAACAGGUACAUCACUCUCACAAGUGAAGCAAAUAUUGAUCUCAUAUGUUACUGGAAAACUGUCUUUUGCUGACGUUCCAAAUGUUUAUGAUCAAGGCUCAGUGGUGGAGGGAAAGGUCAAAGCUGUUCACUACAAUGACAUGCCCAUGUCACACCAGUCUUUGUACCUGUAUAGAGGUGAUUGGCCUCGACACAUUCUUCAGAAACUCACAACUGAUGUCCAUGGUUUUGCCUCAUUCUCUUUCAGAACUGAUGCAUUAAGAGAAGAUAUUUUUCUCCGUGUUAGCCCCUUACCAUCACUAUCCUACUCUACAUAUAAAGUUCCUCAUAUUGCGAUUGUGUUUCACAUGAUUACAAAGUCACAACCUCCAUCUGUUAAAACAAUCAGCUCCCUGAGUAUAAAAAGCAAGACAAUACUUCCCUGUGACAACGAAACGGAGAUCUUUAUUGAGUACACUUUGGUGCAGGAAUCUCCAGGCUCUGUGGACGUCAUUUACCUGGUGUUAUCCAGAGGAGCUAUUGCCAGUCAAGGACGAAUACUGGUUGAGGUGGAAAAUAAAUCAGUGAAUGAAGGUGAGGUGUCCUUUAAGCUCAACGUGUCUCCAAACUUGGCUCCAGAAAUCCAGAUUAUGGUUUACGCUGUCCUACCCAACAAGAAGGUGAUCAGUCAAAGUACUGACUUCUCUACUGAGAAAUGCUUUAACCAUAAGGUCUCUCUGGAGUUUUCUUCAUCAUCAGCUGUUCCAGGAGAGGAGACCAACCUGCAGCUGACGGCUCAGCCUGACUCUCUGUGCGGUGUCAGUGCCAUCGAUCAGAGUGUCCUCAUCAAGGAGCCUGGAAAGACUCUGGAUGCAGAGAAGAUAUUUACUUUGCUGCCUGUCAGAAAAGUAUCAGAAAUACCAACUGAAAUUGAGGAACCUAGGGAUUGUUUACUAGAUAUGGAGAAAGUGGGACUGAAGAUGGCAACAAACCUGUUUACUGGAUCAUUACAAUGUUUUAAAAUGUUAUAUGAGUAUGAUUAUGCUGAUGACCUUUUGAACUCCGAUCCAGAAAGAGCCAGUAUAGAAGAGUUGGAAGAAGCUGAAGAGAUCUUAGAACCCAUAAAGACAGUUCGCACCUUUUUUCCUGAAUCUUGGAUAUGGGACUUGGUGGAAACUGGAUCUUCUGGAACCAAGAAUGUGUCCCUCACUGUCCCGGACACCAUCACCACCUGGGAGACGGAGACUUUCUGUUUGUCCCCUCAAGGUUUUGGUUUGGCUCCUCGUCAGAAGCUCACUGUCUUCCAGCCUUUCUUCCUGGAGCUCACCCUGCCCUACUCCAUCAUCCGGGGGGAGAACUUUGAGCUGAAGGCAACCGUCUUCAACUACCUGACUAAAUGCAUCAUGGUUAGAGUGACCGCCGCCCCCUCCUCAGAUUACAGCCUCACCCCCCUCUCUGGGGACCAAUACACAUCCUGUCUCUGUGCCAACGAGCAGAAAACCCUCAGCUGGACCAUGAAUCCCACCGUCUUAGGAGUUGUGAAUGUGACUGUGACUGCUGAGGCUAUUCCAUCCCACAUUUCUUGUGGCAAUGAGAUUGUGAACGUUCCUGAAAGAGGACGUGUCGACGUUGUCACACGUUCUCUCAUCGUUAAGGCAGAAGGAAUUGAAAUAUCAAAGACUUACAACUGGCUGGUGUUUCCCAAAGAUAAAGCUUUGACAGAAGAAACAGAGAUACGCCUCCCUGACAAUGUGAUCGAGGGAUCAGCCAGUGUGACGGUGUCAGUGCUGGGUGACAUUAUGGGCCGCGCUCUGAAGAACAUUGAUGACCUGCUGCGGAUGCCCUAUGGAUGUGGGGAACAGAACAUGGCUCUUCUGGCACCAAACAUCUAUAUUCUAGAAUAUCUACAAAGUUCACAGCAGCUGACCCCAGCCAUUAAGGAAAAGGCUUCCAACUUCUUAACCAGCGGCUACCAGAGACAGCUGAACUAUAAAGAUAGUAAAGGUGCUUAUAGCACGUUUGGGUCAGGACCUGGAAUCACCUGGCUGACCGCUUUUGUCCUGAGAUCUUUUUACAAAGCUCAAUCUUUCGUCUACAUCGACCCAACAAAGAUUGACCAAUCAAAGACUUGGCUGGAACAAAAACAACGUAGCAGUGGCUGUUUUGAACAGUCAGGACAACUCUUUCACAAAAGUAUGAAGGGAGGGGUGUCAGAUGAAGUCACACUUAGUGCUUACAUCACUGCUGCCUUUUUGGAAAUGAAAAUAUCCACAAAUGAUCUUGUUGUCAGGAAGAGUCUGUUCUGCCUCAGAGCGUCCAUCAAUACCUUCAGCAACACCUACACUACAGCUCUGCUGGCGUACGUCUUCACUCUGGCUGGAGAAAUGGAAACCAGAAAUCACCUCCUGCAACACCUCGACUCAGUCGCAAUAAAACAAGGGAGCUCCAUCCACUGGUCUCAGACAGCAGCAGAAACAUCCGCCUCUCUAUCUGUGGAAAUCAGCUCCUAUGUGCUGCUGGCCAAACUCUCUUCCUCCCCCACUGCUGAAGACCUGGGUUACGCCUCAGGCAUUGUUAGGUGGCUGACGACCCAACAGAACCAAUAUGGUGGCUUCUCCUCCACUCAGGACACGGUGGUGGCUCUUCAGGCUCUGUCCCUCUACUCCAGUCUGGUGUUCAGCCCUGAAGGUUCCAGCACAGUGACGGUUCAGACUCCCAGCGGUCAGCUGACGUUUGAUGUGAACGCAGACAACAAACUGCUGUACCAGGAGAAGAUGCUGCAGAAUGUAACAGGAAAGUACAGCCUGGAGGUGACAGGGACUGCAUGUGCCUCGGUGCAGAUUUCUCUGCGGUACAACACCCCACCUCCUACUGACGCCUCCACUCUGAGUUUGGAGGUAAAACCCCAAUCUGACUCCUCUGGCAAAAUGCCUAAAGUGACUCUGAGCCUCCUGUCCCAGUACAAUGGAAAAGAUGCCAGUACUAACAUGGUGAUCCUGGAUAUCGCCUUUCUCUCAGGAUUUAUCCCUGACCCACAGUCUUUGAAGAAUCUUGAAAGAGCUCAGCUGGUGGAUCGGGUUGAACACAAGGACGGCCAUGUUGUGGUGUACUUAACCAAGCUUACAAAGGGGGCACCAGUGAACCACAGCCUGGUUCUCCUACAGCAGAUCCCUGUGCAGAACCUCAAACCAGCAGUGAUCGCCCUCUAUGACUACUACCAGCCCAGUGAUCGGGCUGAGAGAGAGUAUAUUGCGGCUAAUCAAGCUUAAAGUGUGACGUGCCAUCAGUCCUGAAGUUGUUUGCUGAUUUUGUUCUAUUAAAUGGAAGUAAAAUGUAUUUUCAUAGGGAUACUUUGCAUGUAGUAUCUCUGUUAUUUUAAUCAUAUUACUCAUACUAAUUGUUUUACAAAUGAUUACACAAUCUAUUCAUUUAUUACCUUUUGCUUUUACAUAAACAUUGUAACUAUGCAGUGUUGGGAAUAAAAAUUUGCAUCAA